Petromyzon marinus (sea lamprey) is the source of this 8620-nucleotide messenger RNA. RefSeq lists its product as uncharacterized. The record is from RefSeq and is a predicted model, not a curated record. Gene Ontology annotation, molecular function: protein binding; structural constituent of presynaptic active zone. NCBI's taxonomy places the organism in Eukaryota, Metazoa, Chordata, Hyperoartia, Petromyzontiformes, Petromyzontidae. Gene Ontology annotation, biological process: presynaptic active zone assembly; protein localization to synapse. Gene Ontology annotation, cellular component: GABA-ergic synapse; glutamatergic synapse; cytoskeleton of presynaptic active zone.
ACAGCCGACAAUAGACGACAAUAGUUCAUUCGCUCUGCCUCUGGGAAGCCGGAGUGGUGAAGCACCAGCGACAGGGAUAGGCACGGGACAAGCUGGGGGGGGGGGGGAGCUUACGAAAGAGAGCCGUAGAAUAGAGAGCCGAGGACAGUAAUGGAUUGAGGAGCUAUGAUGAUUCGAGGAGAUGCAGCGGUAGGAGAGGGGUGAGGUGGAAAGCAGGCGCGUUGAGGGAUCAGUGUCAGAAUCAGCAUCAUUAGCAUCAGCAGCAGGAUGAUGAUCGUCGUCACCAUCAGCGUAACCCGUUAAGUUAAAGAUCCCUCGGAUUAGCGGCGAGACGGGGGAAGGUUUGGAGGGGGGGGGGGGGUCUGUGACCGCAGUCGAGGAGGAGCGCCAGACAUUCUAAGACAAAAGGCGGAUUGGCCCAGUGUUGGCGGUCGAGGCAAGAGGGCGGUUGGAUUGCUGGGUCCGUGAGGACGAGGCGGGGCUGCUGCUGCUGCUUGCUGAUGCUUGCUGCUGAUGCUUGCUGCUGCUUGCUGCUACUGCUGCUGCUGCAUGUUUGAUGGAUGGUGCGCAGCCGAGCGAGCUGCGGCCAUUGCGAGCUGGCGUUGAGGUCGGCAAGGCGUGAGGAGACGGGGAGAGGAGGAGGGGUCUGGGGCGGCGUAGGGACGAGCUGAUGGUGAUGGGUGUCAGACGGAGGUGAUGUGGCUUAGGCGAUAGCAUUUAAAGGGCAAAAGAGAGCGAGAGAGACACCGAGGCCGAGACGACCGAGAGAGGCAUUGGAGGCACUGUGGGCGGCUGGAGCGCUGUCCAUGGUGCUGCUCCGGUGGGUGUCCGUGGAGGUGCGCGAGCCGAGAAGAUCCAACUUCGAGAUGAUGUAGCCGACGGCAGACCGAUGAAGCGGACACUGCCCACGCCUCCCGCACAUGCCCCCUGCACAGCUUCGUCGUCCGCCCGUGCCCCCGCACCGCUCAAGCUCAGUGGCAAGGCGGCGGUGCCAAUGGCGGGAGCCGCACGGGACUUGCGCAGAGCGCACGAGGGCACGAGCAUCUCGCGAGCCCCGAGCGGCGGCAGCAACUGCGGCGGCGGGGGUGGCGGUGGCAGCGGCAUGGUGUUCCAGCCGAGGCCAAAGGACGCCGAAGUCCGGCAGGGCACCGCACGCGGACAGCUGAGUCAGGACAUCGAGCGGGAGCUGGAGCUAGUGGAGCAGGAGUCGGCCAAGCUGCGUGAGCAGCAGGCGCGCCUCGAUGAGGAGGAGCGCGAGAUCGACGCCAAGCUGCGCCACCUUGAGAUGGGCAUGCUGAGACGCAAAGAGGCGCUCGUCAGGGACAGGGAGAAGAGGAAGAUGGACUUCCUGCGGGAGGCCGGCGGCCACAGCCGCGACUGCCUAUCGGACGGCGAGGCGCGCGUUGGUCAGGCAAAGUCAGCGGGAAGCGGGCAGCACUCGGAGAGAGCGAGGACGGCGCCGGAAGAGGUUUCCCUCGGCGGGCACGACGGGGCCACUCGAGGCAGCAAGACGGACGAUCGGCUGCUCCUGCUGCAGCAGCAGCAGCAGCAGCAGGACUCUUGUGUCGCGGAUGCACAUUACAAAGCACAAUCUUCUUGCUACACGGCCGAGGCCAUGCAGUGUUGCAAACCGUACGGUGAAUAUUCGGAGAGCAGCCACCGCAGUAGCGCACAUUUUCAGCACGUGUUCAGCCCAGUGGAAUUCCCGACAAGGGACAGCAAGCAUGACGGGUACAUGACAGACAGCCAGGGCAUCAUUGAUUCUCAAUCAUCUAGUUUGUUAAACAAAGAUGAUGGAUCUGCAAAUAAAACACCUGCAAUGUUCAUUCCCAUGACCAGUUCUCCAUCAGACUACCACAAGCACAGCUACUUGUCUGCAUCGGACCAUGCAUUAGUCCCUAACAAUAUUGGUGCGUCCAGGUCUGAAAGUCAAGAACUUAGUGACAGAUUUUCUGUCUCACCAGGAUGUCAGUCCACCCAAAUCUCAUCAUAUCAACAGUACAGUCAUAAACAACUGCAGUUCCAUUCUCAAAAGCCUAUCAAUGGGCAAAUGUCCAGCAUGGAGCCCAAACUAUUGACAAAUUACGAGGUCAUUGAAAGCCACGAUCCCCUCAUGAUGUCCCCAACAUCGACAGAUAGCCUGGGCGAGAGCGUCGACAUGAGGCUGCCUCUCGACGAUCGAGGCAGCAUCGUGGGCAGUCCCUUAUCGAGCAUUUCAGCAGAAUCGUUUUACACGGACCUGGAUCAGCAGGUGCCACGCAAUUAUGUCCUCAUAGAUGACAUCAGUGAGUUGACUGGAGGAGGCUUUCUCGUGGAUGGAAUGGACGUUCAGAAUUCAGACGGCGCUUACAGCAGGAGUCUACCCAGCGCGACCGAAUUAAAUGAUUUUGUGGGAUCCUCAAGCCAAGGAAGAGCUCAUUCCCGGUACAACAAAAAACCCGACAAGGCCAACGACUUUAUCGCAAUCCCCGUGGCAACUAGAGCCCACCCGUUUCGGAGUUUGUCCGAUGAGGCGUCCGUAGAUCCGCUUGAAAAACAAAUGAAAAGGCAAAUGCAGCAAGGUUUUCGCAGGGGGUCUGAGUCGUUAGAUCACGUGGUGAGUCCUUUGAUGUUUGACCUUAAUGAUAAUAAGUACAGGAAUGCAUCAAGAUCUGACAAAUACAGUAUGAGUCGAAUAACUUUGGAGAAAGAGGCAGCAAAGCAGCUAACACCACCGUAUAUAUCAAGCCAAAGCAAAAGCAGAAAACCAGAUCUAGACGGCAGGAUUUUUAAGUUCCCAUCACUGGACAAAAGUGAGGAUGUUGAGAAGGAUUUUUUGGCUUAUAAGAAUUCUUCCUCCAAAAUGGAAAGCUCUGUUGUGUUGAGGGAAAAACGAUUGCAGGGUGGGGAUACAUCUGCAAAUUUUAGGCAAAGUAUUAAGUCUCAGCAGAGCUUCCACGGGCUGCCACACAUGAAAACAAGUGACAUUUGCAUUCCCAGAGGAAUUGGCUCCAGGCCAAGAUCGUCUUCUGUGUCUGGACUGGACGGCAUUACCUCCAGGAUGUCGGGUCUGUACGACCUUGAGUACAAGCGAUCGCGACCGUGCUCCGUGUACAACAUGGAGAUGAACAGGUCAGUUUCACCCACCCCGUACAGCGUGAACCGGUCCAGACCGACCUCGGUGUACGGAGUUGACGAGGCCCGGGCGAGGCCAUCCUCUGCCACCGACUUCAACAGGAGCAGGUCCUUCUCGAUAACAGGACCGUCCAACGGCCGGGCGCAGCCAUCUCUCAUGCCUACGCCCGAGAGCAGCAGGUUGCGGCCCUCCUCCGUGUACGGCGCGGAAGAACCCAAAGCGAGGCCGCCGCCAGAUUGCGGCAUAACGAGCAGCCGCUCGUGCUCCUUCUCGGCCUACAGGUCCGUGAUGAGCCGAACGCGCUCCUCUUCGUUCUCCGGCUUGGACGUCCGGAGGUCCAGGCCAUCGACCGUGUACGACUUGGACUUCUCGACUUCGAAGCAGAAUUGCCAGGGAGGUGGGGGCCAGCCGGCGGACGGCCCGUGCGGUCCCUUCAACGCGGGCGUCAAGAUGAGGUCGAAGCCGUCCAGCUUGCCCAUCUCGCAGGGUGCCCGGCGGCUGUCGCUGACCGAGCAGAACUCCGACGAGGACGAGAGCCCACUGAGCCCCGUGGUGCAGCCCAUGGGCAUGGCCCGCGCCGCCGCGGGGCCCCUCCCGCCCAUCUCCGCCGACUCCAGGGAGCAGUUCGGCUCGUGCCACUCCCUGCCCGAGGCCGACCGGCACGCCAAGGACCUGCACCGCCGCAGCCUGGACUGCGGCUUCACGCGCAUGGUGGACAACCUGAACCACGCGCUCGCAGAGAACGACGUGUGCUACUCAAGGCACGGAGAUGCCAAGAAGAUGGAUAGGUCCCAGGAUGGUGGCUUCCAAAGCAGCAGCGGCGAUCACCACCAGCGCCAGUUUCCCGAACGGUUGCAGAAGUACGACUUCCCCCAUUCCCGGAUUCGGCUCUCGCAGGACUCCCAGGAGCGCAGCGUCUCAGGGAACGGGUUUGGCGUGCGUAUCGUGGGUGGAAAGGAGAUCCCCGGAACUUGCGGCCAAACAGGAGCCUACAUCGGCAGCAUCCUGCAGGGGGGAGCUGCUGAGAAGACAGGCCAGCUAAUGGAAGGGAUGCAGGUGCUGGAGUGGAAUGGCAUGCCGCUGAUGGGGAGGACCUAUGAGGAGGUGCAGCACAUCGUCGCUCAGCAGGACGAGGACCUGGAGCUGUGCGUUCGACUGGACCUCAAUAUGCUGCUGGAGACUAAGAACAUGGACUCCACUGAGCAAGUGUACUCCCCUUCUGCUGAAAAACAAAAGUGCAUGGGGGUGGAUCCACAACAGCUGGCGCUGGAACUGAGAAAAGUGGCGAUGAGAGAGGCAUCUGACAGCAAUGAUGAGGACAUUCCCACAAACCCGGACUCGUCGUCAAACUCAUCCCUGAAACGAGAGCACUCCGCCUAUGACAGAGCCCUUCACGAACCCUAUACUGGCAUCUCCCUGAACGGAAGGUCGACUUCGAAGCCGGAUCACGACGCAUUAAACAGGGCUAAACUGGAACUGCUCAGCACCAGCCAAUUGUUGAAUUCAAGACCUCCGCCAAAGAAUGAUCAAAACAGCACUGGUUGUGCUGAUUCUGGGUGCUCUCCGAAACAUUCGCCCUCGCCAGGGUCAGCUUCCAUUCCGGGCCAAAGGCCCCCGAGGCUCGCAGACUGUCAGCAGAGUACUGUGACCUCCUCCGGUUCUUGUUCGUCGCCAAAACAAUCGAGCGAGUCGUCGGGGAGGGCUCAAACGCCUGUGGACACCGCGACGGUUUCCCGUCUGUCCCCUGUUCUCCAGCAGACCCACCUCCCCCAGCCUUCUCAAAUAAAGGGCUUCUACCAGGGCCCUGAAUUGGGAGCAAAAGCUGGGCAGGUGUCACAAAGUGCCCAGCACCCAUCAGGGCCUUACAUGGUGCCCUGCUCACCAUCAAGAUCAAAUUUUUCGGCAAACCAGUCAACGAACCGACAAGCAAGCCCCCCGCACGGCGGCUUUGUGCCCAAGCACCCAUAUACGGCAAUGCCUUCUCAUUCCUCCCACCAUCCGAGUGUCAUUCACCACACGGACGACAGACAUCCACCGCAGCAUCUUCACAAUGCACCCCCGACUUACUGUGUGGACAGAGCCACGUGCGCACCGAUGGCCCGAUGCCAGCCUCUACAAAUGCACGGUGGCUGCGCUGCCAACAGCUCGUCGCCUAAACCCAUUCAGUCGGCCGCCGAAAGGGGAAAUCCUCAGGCUGCGCACAACGCGUCCCAUCCGAGUAGCCAAUCGCCAAGGCACGGUCUCGUGCCCCCCGAAAAGAUCGCCUUUCAGCAAAUGGCAACUACCUCAUCCCCGGCCUGCGCAGUCCCCCGACCAGUUCUGCCGGCUCACGGGCGGAGUGUGCCUCAGCCGCCGCAUGGAAGUUCCGCCGCCUUCUGCUCCAGCCCCAAACCGGCGCCUCCAGUUCCCGAGAGAAAUCAGUCGCUCCAGGCGCACGGCGGCGGUGCCCAUGCACUGGGCCCUGAAGUGCGGCAGGCUCACCCGGCCCAGCAGCCGCAAUCUCCCUACCGGUCGGUGAGCGCCGUGCCCCGUCCCAGCCACCCGCCGCAAGACAGAAACCAAGCGCAGGGCAUGCACGGCGCUCCGCCGCCGUACAGCACCAUCCCCAGGCCUGCCAGUCCGGGGCUCGACAGAAGUCAACUGCAGCACGUGCAACCCGGCUCCCCGGGAUGCAGCCCAGCCGCGAAAGCCACACGUCCCGUGCAGAGGACUCAGAAUGCACCUCCUCCCUACAGCGCAGUGCCCAGGCCGUACCCCCCGGCUUUGGACGGAUCUCAAGCCCAUUACUCCCACGGGAACCCGGGAGCUGCCGGUCAAACGUUGGCGUGCAAUCAAGCGGGCGUGGUGGUCAGGAAGCAGCCUCAGUUCUUGCAGACUAUCGUGGCGCCGUCGGGCGCCGUGUACGCGGUGGGUUUUCCCGGUGCAGAGCGCUAUCACGCCGAGUGCCACCAGGUGCUGCCCGAAAUGCCUCAUCCGUGCUGCGCUCCAAUGCCCCCCGUGCAUGCGAGCAACGCUGUCCACAGCAGCGUCCCUCCUCCUCCCAGCAGCACGGCUCACUCACAAGCCACGAGGAACAGUGGGGCAGCUGUCGAGGCCUCCUUGCCUCCAAGAGCGCCGACAGCCUCUGCAGCCGCAGUGACGAAGAAGCAGCAGCAGGACAUUAAGCAACCUCAUGAAACAAUGCCACCUGCAUCGAUCGCUGGAGAAGUCGAGGCACUUGAAGGACAGCCAAAGCCAGAACUUGGAGAAAUACAACUGCAGCUGCGGUACGAGGCGGAGGCGGGCGACCUCGUGGUGGGGGUGCUAUGCGCGCGUGGGCUGACCGCUCGCAACGGCAGUGGGAGCCUGGACCCCUUCGUCAAGGUCUACCUGCUGCCCGGGAAGGGGUCAGAAGUGAAAAGGAAAACCAAGUUCGUGCACAAGUCGCUGAAUCCCGAGUGGAACCAAAGCGUUGUAUACCACGGCUUGUCCCGUGAAGAGCUGGAAAAGAGGACUCUGGAAGUUGCCGUGUGGGAUUACGAUCGAUUUGCAACCAACCAUUUCCUGGGCGAGGUGAACAUUGCGCUAUGCAAAGCUUCAAACCUGGACGACACAGCCCGCUGGCACCGGCUCCAGGUGCAGUCGGACAGCGGUGAGCGCCGCAAGCGCUCGUCCCUGCCACCGGAGGGCAAGCAGCCAGAGAGCAAAGGGCAGCGCAGACCUAACUCCUCUCCGGACACCCAGGAGUGGGACGUGGCGGACAGGAAGGACUGUCACCAAACGGGCAGCCCGCACUGCGGGGAGCAGGCGAAGAACCUGACAAAGGGCGGCCACUCGUCGCAGGACCACAAGGCGGACAGGAAGUCCAAGGAGGAGCACGGCGAUCAACACAAGAAGGGCACAAUGUCGCCACGGUCACAGUGCGAACGGACGGGGCAGCAGUGUCAGGCCGUGAGUGCGGACAAAACAAACCAACACCAACCCAAGGGCCAGCCGGCCGGACAGGCCGAGCACGGCACAGCCCUGCAAGCGGGCGAGCACGCUCAGAAUACGAGCGCGCAGAGAUCGCACGUUGCCAAUCUGCCGAACAAAUGCACGGACAGGACCGGCCAUCAGGUCACAAGCGGUCAGCAGCACGCGGGCGAGACGCAACCGGAGCCGCUGCCCGCUCGGCACUCGCAACACCGCAGGGCGCAGGCGAGCGCGGGCGCGAGUUCGGAGCAGUGGCCCGCGUGCGGCGCGCCCGAGCCCAAGCGGUUCGGGGCUGAUGAGGAGCUCCGUCGGCCCGAGAAAAAAGCGCGUUCCAAGGCGGGCGGCGAGGCGGAGGCGAAGGAGACGGGGAGGCAGAGCGCUCCGCCGAGAUCCUCUCGGGGCGGGGAAGGCGCGGGGCCCAGCAAGGCCGCUCAGGCGGGCGCCGUCGACGCGUGCCCUCACGGGGACGAGCGCUGCAGGGGACCCUGCCCCGCCACGGAGACGGACGUGUGGGUCAGGAUGCGGGACAACCCGCAGUCGCUGCAUGCCGAAGCUACGCACCUUGGCAAGGCAAUGUCGCCGAAGGCUCCGUUCAUCAACGAGAACCACAGGGGGCGACAGAGCACACCCGAGGCACACCCCACGUGCCCCAGGAAGCCCGCGAACGCGGCUGGCGAGUGCUCGCUUCACGCAGGCGCCCCAUCCGCCACUCCGCCGCCCUCCGACGCUCAUCAGCAAGCAGGGACCGUGAGCAAAGCGCACUCCGCUCAUCCGCAAAUGAUGCAGCCCGGCAGGGUGAUGCAACCGGGCCUGACCAUAGUUUCCCAGCAGCCUGAGCGGGUGUUGCCUUUUUCACAUUCCCAUAACGGAUACCAUCCAUGUUUGAACAAACAAAAUAUCAAGGCCGCUUUCCAACCCGGAUACCAACACGUGGACAGCAGCAGACCUCACUCGCCCUGCUUGCAGCCCAGCGGAAGACCGCCCCUGCCCACCCCUUCCCCGGACCACUCGAGGCAGCCCCUCUACGCGCACGCGGUGGCGCACCUGCCCAAGGACAGACACUUUGCCGACUACCAGCACGCCGAGCCUCACCACCAGCAGGAGCACUCCACGCAAGGCACCUGCCAGAAGAAGACGCAUAUCCCCAGGGCCACGGCCGCGGGGCCCCCGUACCCCGACGCGGCGCGGCAGUGCGCGCCGCCGCCGCCGCCGCCGCCGCCGCAGGCCUCGCGCGAGGAGACGCAGCCUCACCGCUCGGGCGAGCACCUCGCCUCCAGGUCGCCCUCGCGUCACGCCGCGGCCGAGCCGGCGGCGCUGCCGCCCGCCGUGGCGCAACCCCAGCCAAGGGAAUCGCAGCCCCCACCGCAGAACUCGGUGCAGCAGCAGCAGCAGCAGGCACAACAUCAGCACCAAGUGCACCCUCAAAAUCAAGCCCAGCCUCAGCAGCAAGUGAACCCAGAUGGCGUGAAACCAUCGGUUAAAAGGAAGCCACUGCUUGGUGUCUCUGCUGCCAGGAAAGGUGAACUCUCGUUGGCUUGUUGGCCAAGUUGCUGA